This is a messenger RNA of Acinonyx jubatus (cheetah), 1309 nucleotides long. RefSeq names its product olfactory receptor 1440-like. NCBI's taxonomy places the organism in Eukaryota, Metazoa, Chordata, Mammalia, Carnivora, Felidae. Gene Ontology annotation, cellular component: membrane. Gene Ontology annotation, molecular function: olfactory receptor activity; G protein-coupled receptor activity; odorant binding. The transcript has a single exon. Gene Ontology annotation, biological process: G protein-coupled receptor signaling pathway; sensory perception of smell. The record is from RefSeq and is a predicted model, not a curated record. The coding region runs from base 233 to 1180 and encodes 315 amino acids.
UGUCUCUGUGUGUUAAAAUAUUUGCAAGAAUGUAUUGCAAACUAUCAAAAGUAGUUGGGAAAUGGAAUCUCCAAUGGUUUUUAAAAUAAUUUUUUAUGUUAGAAAAUGUUUACUAUGGAUAACUUUUUGUUUAAGUCAUGAAAACAUAUUUAAAACAAGUAUGUUGCAUACUAUUAAGAUAGUCUAUCAUUAACCCAGGGAUCCUUCUGCAGAUUGAAGAAACUUCAAGACAAUGGCUGGAGGAAGGAACAGUACAAUAGUCAUCAGAUUCAUCCUUUUGGGAUUCUCAGAUUAUCCCAAGAUCAAUAUCGCUCUCUUUGUAGUAUUCUUGGGUUCUUACCUCUUGACAGUGGCUUGGAACCUGGGCCUCAUCAUCCUGAUUAGGAUGGACUCUCACCUACAUACACCCAUGUACUUCUUCCUCAGUAACUUAUCUUUCUUGGAUUUCUGCUAUGUUACCUCCACAACCCCGAAAAUGCUCUCAGACUUCUUCCAGAAGCCUAAAUCCAUCUCCUUUCUGGGAUGCACCAUGCAGAACUUCUUCUUCUCUAGCCUGGGUCUGACUGAGUGCUGUCUCCUGGCCGCCAUGGCUUAUGACCGAUAUGCUGCCAUUUGUAAUCCUCUACUCUACACCGCCAUCAUGUCACCCACCCUCUGUGUACAGAUGAUGGUUGGAGCCUGUAUAACUGCUGUCUUUGGUUCAUUGAUCCAAUUGUGUGCUUUACUUCAGCUCAAUUUUUGUGGGCCCAAUGUUAUCAACCACUUCUUCUGUGACCUGCCUCAAUUAUUAGUCCUAUCCUGCUCUGAAACCUCUUUCCUAAAAGUCAUGAAGUUUGUGAUAGCAGUGAUUUUUGGUGUAAUAUCUGUCUCAGUCAUCAUGAUAUCUUAUGGUUAUAUCAUUGCUACCAUCCUGAAGACAAGCUCUGCUGAAGGCAGGUCCAAGGCCUUCAAUACCUGUACUUCUCACCUGACAGCAGUGAUCUGUUUUUUUGGAUCAGGACUCUUUGUCUAUAUGCACCCCAGCACUGAUGAUUCUCUGGACCAUGACAAGAUGGCAUCAGUCUUCUAUACAGUGGUGAUCCCCAUGUUGAAUCCUUUGAUUUACAGUCUGAGGAACAAGGAAAUCAAAGACGCCUUUAAGAGGUGUAAGAAGAGAGCUUUUUCCCAUUGUCAUAGUUAAAGGUCUGGCAGGCUAGUGGUCCUGGUGACUGGAAGUUUCUAGACUAUGCAGAGAAAUGCAUUUAACUUUAUUCAAUCCUACUGAUGCUCUGGCAGGAUUGCAAGUGAGUCAACCCAUCUAAAUCCAGGA